UUCCUUUUGAGUGUAAAGAACUAGACUUUAUCAGAUUCUCAUUCUCUCUUUUCCAUCAUUCUCUCUUUUUUCAAUCAUCUCUUUCUUUCCUCCAUCCACCAUACCUAUUUCCCACUCUCUUCUUUUCUUUCUUUCUCCAUUUCUCUUUCUUUUCUUUUGUUCUUAUUCUUGUUCUUGCUCUUGCUCUUGUUCUUGCUCUUGCUCUUGUUCUUGUGCUUUUGCUUGUUCUUGUUCUUUGUAAGAAGAUAUGCAUGAUUGGGCUGCACCGUUGAUAGCUUCAGCUCUGUUCGCGUUUCUGCAGCCAGGAUUGAUACUGCAGUUCCCAGGGAAAGAAUCUCCGGUGGGUUGCAUGAACAUGAAGACGACAAUAGCUUCUAUUUUCGUUCACACUGUUCUAUACGGUCUUUUCCUCAUCCUCUUUCUCGUCGUUCUCAACAUCCAUGUCUACGCAUAGAUCAUUUAUUACACUCAUGUAUGUGGCUCUGUUUGUGCCGGUGGGUUUAUUAGUACAAAAGCUUUGUUUUAGGACUUGUCUUUGUUCUUAUUCUUAGUUACUCUUAAAAUAUUGAACUUUUUCAUUAUUAAAUCGUCCGCUCUGGAGUCAUUCUUACAUGUAACUUUACUUUAUCAAUAUAGGUUUCUUUACAAUUACAAGCCUGCAAGACUAUGUUGUGAUGUUAUGUAACAGAGUAAGUUGUAAACCUUAGGAUAGUGACCAUUUUGAUUUAGAAAUUGAUAAACUCAAAAAUCCUCAACUCCUUUUGGUUUCAUUUUCGAAUCGUGAAUCACACCAAUCAAUGUUAUCUACCUUA
Molecule: messenger RNA, 812 nt
Organism: Camelina sativa (false flax)
Lineage: Eukaryota; Viridiplantae; Streptophyta; Magnoliopsida; Brassicales; Brassicaceae
Source: RefSeq, a predicted model, not a curated record